Molecule: messenger RNA, 2786 nt
Organism: Scylla paramamosain (green mud crab)
Lineage: Eukaryota; Metazoa; Arthropoda; Malacostraca; Decapoda; Portunidae
Product: transmembrane protein 241-like
Exons: 7
Coding region: 142-1077 (311 amino acids)
Cellular component (GO): Golgi apparatus
Molecular function (GO): GDP-fucose transmembrane transporter activity; antiporter activity
Source: RefSeq, a predicted model, not a curated record
GAGAGAGAGAGAGAGAGAGAGAGAGAGAGAGAGAGACUCCAUCCCAGCCUGGCGCAACACGUCAACAAAACAAACAUUGGUCGGAACGUGUGAGUGGCCGGGGUUCUGUGAGAGCUGGGAGGUCACAGUUCCACGGAAACGAUGUCUGUUACCAAGCAACCAAUUGAUUUUCUGAUAUAUUUAUUAUUAUUUGGAUCAGCAAUAUUUGUCAAUAAGUAUGUACUGUCGGUGCUUAAAUUUACCUACCCUACAAUCUUUCAAGGAUGGCAAACCUUGGUGGGAGGCAUCCUGCUCCGAGUGCUGCUGUCCAACAAGUGUUUAUCAGUGUCUGCCACAGAGCUUGAUAAACCGGGAUUUAUAUCACUAUUACCAUCCUUUCUUUUCUUCUCAGCAGGAAUUGUUGCCAGCUCUAAAGCUCUUGCAAACUUGAGUGUGCCCAUGUUUCUUUGUUUACAAAACUCCCUGGGAGCAGUGUUGUACCUGGUGGACGUGGCCCCAAGCUUCAGGACUGCUGGCCCCAUCCCCCUACUGGCCUGCCUCACCACCAUCGGCACCGCUGUGUCUGCUGUGCUCUCAGACAUUGACAUGACGUUUUCAGAUUCACCGUAUUUUUGGAUGAUGGUGAACUUGGCAUGCAUGGCAGUCCAGGCUCUGCACUCCAAGAUAGCCGAUGCUCGCUACACAGACGUAGACCGACUCUACUUCUCAUACGUCUUCAGUGUUGUUGUUCUGGCACCUGUGUCUCUAUACCUGGAAGAAGCAUUUGAGGUGCUGCACUUCCCCCAUGCAAUGCGCUAUGAUUUCUAUGCUGGGUGUCUCCUGUCAGGAAUACUUGGCUUGUUCCUCAAUCUCUCCAGCAUGAAGGUGCGGAAACAAAACCUCUUCUCCAUCGUAGAUGCAACAGGGCGGUUGUUCACGUCUGUCCUGGCCCUCGCAACUUUCAAUGACGUAACAAGUCUCACUGUUAAAAUUUUGAUAGGCAUAAAUCUCCUUUCUGGUGUGUUUGUGCCAAUCCCCAUCGCACACAGUCCUGAGGAGCCGGAUGAGAUGAUGGAGCCCCUGACAGAAGGUGCAUGAGUGUGGGCAGCAGCGUGUGCUUGGUGAGCCUCAAGGUGCAGCUCAGGUGUGUGUGUCAGUAGAGGGGAAGUGAAUCUGUGCGUGGCUGUUCUUUCCCUCAUGCUCAGACAAGUGGGAAGGGUAAGGGUUUUUAGCAAAGCAUGUAUUUAUUUAACCUUUUUGUGUCUUACUUAGUAUAUUUUAUAUUUAUGAAUUACACACACACACACACACACACACACACACACACACACACACACACACACACACACACACACACACACACACACACAGAACACACACACACACACACACACACAGAACACACACACACACACACACACACACACACACACACACACACACACACACACACACACACACACACACACACACACACACACACACACACACACACACACACACACACACACACACACACACACACACACACACACACACACACACACACACACACACACACUUAUCAAGUGUAAUACUAUACAACCUAAAUAAUUUCGUUAAUAAUUUAUUAUAACAUUAUUUUAUCUGCUGCAUGAUAUAUUUAAAGAAAAGUUUAUCAUGUUUACCUGUGCCAGGCACAUCUCUCAAAGAGAAUUCAGUCUUUAGUUGUAAAGCAAUAAGUUUCCAGGAAGCUUAAAGCUUAGUUACUUACCAUAAGGUAUUCAUCUCUGCUCCAUUACCUUCAUUCAUACUCAUUGUUUGUAACACUUCACAAGCACUCAGCCUGAGGUCGCUGUCUUAUCCAAGGACUCUUCACCAGGCUGGUGGCCAUCUCUCCCAUUAUCAUUACCACAGUGUUAAAAAAGCACUGUUCAUAACACAUACCACUAUCAUCACAUUCCAUAGAUACAACUUUUAUUAUUCAGUCUUCUCCCUUUCUCAUAAGUCAAUCUUUGUAUUUGUUUCUGUGUGUCAUUAAAAAAAGCUUUCAGUGGUUUCACCAAUUCAUUGCUGCACUUUUGUGGCCUUUUUGCACAUAAUGCAAAACCUUAUCUUAUGUAAAUGACCCAGCUCUCCGAGGCAUCUUUCCAUCCAUGCAAGUCGUCCAUUUUCCUGCUGUGUUUCUUUUCACGAAGGGAGAAGUUUUCCUGCCUGCUGUUUGUGGUGAGUCAUUCCAGUGUACAGCUGUUUUUAUGUACAAUUGUACACUCAGCAGUCUAAUCAUAGUGUAUUAUUUUUAUUAUAUAUUAUUUUGUUCAUUUUAUAUUAAAUUGAUCUUAUUGUUAAAUUGAUUUAUAGGUAAAUAAAAGCUUUAAUUAAUGUGUAGACAGUGAGGCAGAUUUUGUACAUUAGUUCGGGUGUAGUUGGAAAAACCUCUUUAUAUUCAUAGAUUACAUUAUUUUCCAAGAAAGGUGUAGUAGUGUAUAAAGUAAUUUCAUUGUAGUGGAGAUUUGUAAUAGGGUAAUAGUUAGUCCUGAUGUUUUUGUAGAGUACAAUGCAGGUUCUUAAUGACAAUUCCAACACUGGAAAAACAGAGGUGCUUCCGUGUUUGAUGGAAAACAGAAUUAAUAAGAGGGAUACACCUCACAGAUGUAUUUCCUGCAUGGAAUUUACUUCAGUGGACUUUUCCAAUCAGAAAAAAAAAAUUCAUUCAUUCAAAGAUUCACUGUACAGUAAUGUGAUUUUUGCCUUCCAGUGGAGACAGGAACCAAUUGUAACCUUUUGAUAUGAAUCCAUGAUCUGUAUAAUAAAUUUUAAUAAUGAAU